GAAGAAAAGGAUGCAAUUAAAGGACAAUAUGAAAAACUUAUGGAGGCUUACGGCUGCUUAGGAGAGCUUCAACUUAAAUGUGGUAACACUCGACUGCACUUUCUGGUCCUGGUGACAGGCUGUACGUCGGUGGGAAAAAUCCUGGACGCUGAAGUUUACAAAAUUACUGCAACAGAUUUCUGUCCUCUCCAGGAAGAAACCAAGGAGGAGGAGCGCGUUACUGCCUUGAAGAAAAUACUGAACUCUGGGAUGUUCUAUUUCUCCUGGCCUAAUGCAGGCUCAAAUUUUGACCUGACUGUGCGGGCUCAGAAGCAGGGUGAUAACCACUAUGAAUCUGGUAACUCGUUCUUCUGGAACCAGCUAUUGCAUGUGCCCUUCAAACACUACCAGGUGAACUGCUCUGACUGGUUGCUGAAAGUGAUCUGUGGUGUGGUGGACAUUCGCACUGUUUAUGCUUCCCACAAGAAGGCGAAAGCCUGCCUCAUCUCUCGCAUCAGCUGUGAGCGAGCUGGUGCCCGGUUUCACAUUCGAGGCGUCAGUGAUGACGGACAUGUGUCUAACUUCGUUGAGACAGAGCAGACAAUUUACUUGGACGAUGAUGUCUCUUCCUUUGUGCAGAUCAGAGGUUCUGUUCCACUGUUUUGGGAGCAACCGGGGCUUCAGGUCGGUUCUCAUCAUCUGAGGCUUAACAGAGGUCUGGAAGCUAAUGCUCCUGCCUUUGACAGGCAUAUGAUGCUUCUGAAAGAGCAGUAUGGAAAACAAGUGAUCGUUAACCUAUUGGGAAGCAGAGGAGGGGAGGAGGUGCUCAACAGAGCUUUUAAGAAACUGCUAUGGGCCUCUUCCCAUGCGGCAGACACUCCCAUGAUAAACUUUGACUACCACCAAUUUGCAAAAGGUGGGAAAACUGAGAAACUGGAAAAUUUACUGAGGCCUCAGCUGGAGUUGCACUGGGAAGACUUUGGAAUAUUCACAAAGGGCGAGAAUGUAAGUCCACGUCUGCAGACAGGUACUUUUCGAAUGAAUUGUUUGGACUGCCUGGAUCGUACUAAUAGCGUACAGUCCUUCAUUGCACUGGAGGUCCUGCUUGCUCAAUUAGAGAGCCUUGGGUUGAACUCUAAAUCUGUAAUUGAGCGCUUUGUGGAAUCAUACAAAGCAAUGUGGACUGUCAACGGUCAUAAUCUGAGCAGAGUAUUUACUGGCAGUCGUGCCCUCGAGGGGAAGCACAAGGUUGGGAAACUCAAGGAUGGCGCCCGCUCAGUGUCUCGCACCAUUCAGUCAAAUUUUUUUGAUGCAGUAAAGCAGGAAGCCAUCAAGUUGCUGCUCAUGGGUGACUUCUUCAGUGAGGAAUAUGCAGACAAAGCCAAGAUGCUCAUGGACAACACUGCCCUGCUAGUAACUCCAAGUAUUUUGAAGGCCAUGUCAGAGCGUCAGUUUGAAUUCACAAGUUUCAAGCGUGUCCGUGUUGCCACGGGGACCUGGAACGUGAACGGAGGGAAGCAGUUUCGAAGCAACAUCCUCGGUACCAGUGAAUUGACAGACUGGCUGCUGGAUUCUCCCAAGCUCUCUGGAGUUUCUGAAUUUCAGGAUGAUGAGAGCUGCCCUCCUGACAUAUUUGCAGUGGGAUUUGAAGAGAUGGUUGAACUAAGUGCAGGGAAUAUUGUGAAUGCCAGCACAACGAAUAGGAAAAUGUGGGGAGAGCAGCUUCAAAAAGCUAUUUCCAGGACUCAUCGCUACAUUCAGCUGACAUCAGCACAGCUUGUUGGUGUUUGUCUUUUCAUCUUUGUACGACCCUAUCAUGUCCCAUUCAUCAGGGAUGUAGCAGUGGACACCGUGAAGACAGGAAUGGGAGGAAAAGCUGGAAAUAAAGGGGCAGUGAGCAUUCGUUUUCAGUUCUAUAGUACCAGUUUCUGCUUUAUAUGCAGUCACUUAACUGCUGGGCAGACUCAGGUGAAAGAGAGGAAUGAAGAUUAUAAAGAAAUCACACAGAAGCUCAGCUUCCCAAUGGGGCGGAGUGUAUUCUCACAUGACUAUGUCUUCUGGUGCGGUGAUUUUAACUAUCGCAUUGAUCUAACAUAUGAGGAAGUCUUCUAUUUUCUCAAACGUCAAGACUGGAAGACACUUUUGGAAUUUGAUCAACUACAACAGCAAAAAUCCAGUGGAAAAAUUUUUAAAGACUUCCAUGAAGGGACUAUAAAUUUUGGACCAACAUAUAAAUACGACGUUGGCUCGGAGGCUUAUGAUACAAGUGAUAAGUGCAGAACCCCAGCUUGGACUGACAGAGUGCUUUGGUGGAGAAAGAAACUGCCUUUUGAAAAAACAGCUGGAGAGAUCAAUCUUCUAGACAGUGAUCUGAAUGCUGAAACUAAAGUCAGGCACACCUGGACCCCUGGAGCCUUGAUGUACUAUGGGAGAGCGGAGCUGCAAGCAUCUGACCACAGGCCAGUGUUAGCUAUUGUAGAAGUGGAAGUUCAGGAAGUUAAUCAAGCUGCCCGUGAGAGUGUUUUCCAGGAAGUGUCGUCUUUCCAGGGACCGCUGGAUGCCACAGUAGUGGUAAAUCUGCCAUCGCCAACGCCUGAAGAGAAAAAUGAUUUUCCGGAGGACUUGCGUACAGAGCUUAUGCAAAUAUUUGAGGAUUAUGGCACUAUUGUUCUGGUCAGGAUCAGUGGAGGUCAAAUGCUGGUGACAUUUGCAGACAGCAAGUCAGCUCUUCGUGUUAUGGAUAUGGACGGUGUCAAAGUCAGAGGCAGAACAGUGAAGAUCCGGCCCAAGACCAAGGACUGGCUAAAGGGCCUUCAGGAGGAAAUUGCUCGAAAGCGGGACAGCAUUGCCCCCACGUCCCCCACAGCAAACUCCUGUCUUCUGGAAGAAAAUUUUGACUUCUCUACUUUGGACUAUGACUCAGAAGGUGAUAUAGUGGAGGAUGAAGAUGAUUAUUUAGAUGAUGCUUUGUGUCAAGACCUAGUAGCAGACACAGCAGAAGAUAUGCCUGAGGGCUGUGGACAUUUCACCUCCAUAGAUCAUGCAAACAAAUCUGGACAAAACUCACGGCUGUAUAAAGAUGAUACAGACCUGGCUGAUUUGAAGCGAGAGCUGGAGGCAAGCGGGGAAUGCCGCCGCCGGACUCCCAGCAGGUCUCUGUCCAUUCCUACCAGGCCUCGGCCACUUCAGCCGCCACAGAGGCCUCCCCCUCCUGCUGGAACAUCAGGCAAAAAGUCCCCCUCAGAUGGUGCCCUCUGUCCAGGAAGCCACUCCACCUGCUCCAUCCUGGCAACGGCAAAGCUGCUACCCGGAGCCCCUCAGCAGCCACCUAAAGUCCGGACUGGAAUAAGUAAACCUUACAAUGUCAAGCAGAUCAAAACCACCACAGCUGAGGAAGCAGAAGAAGCUAUUAGAUGUCUUAUGGAAGCUAAAGCAGGACUACAGGAAGAUGCACUAAAGUCUGCUCCGACUAGAAACCAGGUGUUCGCCAAACCCGAGCCUCUCCCCAGCAUCACAAAGUCAGCAUCAGUUCAAGGGUCGCAAGCAGGACCAGUGCUUGUGCCCCAUCGCCCACCACCCAAAGUUCCAGCUACGAAGAAGCCAGUACCUCUGCAAAGGACCGGAGUCAAGGCGGAAAAUGCCGUGUCUACAGAAGAGCAGUUCAACCAGCAGACAGUCCAGUCUCCUUUCGACUUGCCAGAGCCCUGCCUGGAAGCCGGAGCUAUUCUCAGUCCAACCAGGGUGACUCCGGUCCCUAAGCCCAGAACACCCCAACCUGGGAAGCCCCAGGAGAGCAGGGGGAGCAGUGAAAGGCAGCCACUCUCGGCAAGCACGGCCGAGGCCAGCGCGCUGCCUCCCCCCAGCGCUCCCUUUGCCCCAAAGGUGCCACCACGCAGAAAGAAGUCAGCUCCUGCAGCUCUUCAUCUGCAAGUUCUCCAGAGCAGCGACAACCCGCUUUUUAGUGGGUUAACGUUCAACUCCAACGCCAGCAAUCCCGGGCCCUGCCCCCAGCCUCCGGGCGCUUGCGUCCCCUCGCAGUCUGCUCUCUCGGCUCCGCCAUCCUCUGCCAGCCCAGAAAACACCACAACCACACAGCUGGCACCAAGUGCUGCAGAACCAGUGGCGGACCUUCAGGGCCCUCCCGCACCAGAAGGCCAGCAUCCACAACUCGCAGACACCAGCUCCCUUCCGGAGAACGCCAGUCUUUUGGACCUGGACACGGAUUCUUCCUGCCCUCUUCCCAUACAGGUGGCAUCAGCUGCUUCUCCAGCGCACACUCCAGAAAAUUUAAAAAGCCCCAGCUUGAAAGGUUUCAGUCACUGGGUUACAUUUAGUGAUGACGAAGACAGUGGUGCGCUGUCGGAAGGGCUCAAACAACUCCUUGUCUUAGAACAAAACAAAACCACCUUGAUGAACGCAAACACUAAUUUAGAAUUGUAA
Messenger RNA from Opisthocomus hoazin, 4419 nucleotides. The record is from RefSeq and is a predicted model, not a curated record. NCBI's taxonomy places the organism in Eukaryota, Metazoa, Chordata, Aves, Opisthocomiformes, Opisthocomidae.